Messenger RNA from Manihot esculenta (cassava), 1222 nucleotides. RefSeq names its product rRNA 2'-O-methyltransferase fibrillarin 2. Gene Ontology annotation, biological process: rRNA methylation; box C/D sno(s)RNA 3'-end processing. The transcript has 7 exons. NCBI's taxonomy places the organism in Eukaryota, Viridiplantae, Streptophyta, Magnoliopsida, Malpighiales, Euphorbiaceae. The record is from RefSeq and is a predicted model, not a curated record. The coding region runs from base 134 to 1054 and encodes 306 amino acids. Gene Ontology annotation, molecular function: histone H2AQ104 methyltransferase activity; RNA binding; rRNA methyltransferase activity. Gene Ontology annotation, cellular component: nucleolus; box C/D methylation guide snoRNP complex; small-subunit processome.
AGUACAUCGGCAAAACCCUAAGCCCUAAAUUUGCAAUUAUAAAAGCCAAGUCGACUUCUUUGCAAACUCGAUUUCGCCUCCCUCUAUUAGCAAGUCUUCACUCCCUAGUUUCAGUCUAUCCACUCCGGCGGGCAUGGCACCUCCAAGAGGCAGAGGCAAUGGUGGUGGAUUCAGGGGUGGCAGGGGUGAUGGAGGAAGAGGUAGAGGUGGAGGUAGAGGAGGUGGAAGAGGUUUUGGGGACAGAGGAAGCGCCAUGAAAAGUAGAGGUGGCGGCCGUGGUGGUGGAAGAGGCCGUGGAGGACGUGGUGGUGGAAUGAGAGGUGGGAGCAAAGUUGUUGUAGAGCCUCAUAGACAUGAAGGAGUAUUCAUUGCUAAGGGUGGUAAAGAAGAUGCUCUUGUCACUAAGAAUCUAGUUCCUGGCGAGGCUGUCUAUAAUGAGAAGAGGAUUGCUGUGCAGAAUGAAGAUGGAACAAAAGUCGAGUACAGGGUUUGGAACCCCUUCCGAUCAAAAUUGGCUGCAGCCAUUCUUGGUGGUGUUGAUAAUAUAUGGAUUAAACCUGGCGCUAAGGUUCUCUACCUUGGAGCGGCUUCUGGUACUACAGUCUCACAUGUGUCUGACAUUGUUGGCCCUACAGGAGUUGUCUAUGCAGUGGAAUUUUCUCACAGAAGUGGUAGAGACUUGGUUAACAUGGCAAAGAAACGAACAAAUGUGAUACCUAUCAUUGAAGAUGCUAGACAUCCAGCAAAGUACCGCAUGCUUGUUGGCAUGGUGGAUGUGAUAUUUUCUGAUGUCGCCCAGCCUGAUCAGGCUAGGAUUUUAGCACUGAAUGCUUCCUACUUUCUGAAAGCUGGUGGCCAUUUUGUUAUUUCAAUAAAGGCAAAUUGCAUAGACUCCACUGUUCCUGCAGAAGCUGUAUUUGAAAGUGAAGUGAAGAAGAUGGUACAGGAGCAGUUCAAGCCUUCUGAGCAGGUCACUCUUGAGCCUUUCGAGCGAGAUCAUGCAUGUGUUAUUGGUGGCUACAGGAUGCCAAAGAAACAGAAAGCUGCUGCUUAGCCAGUUAGAUUGUCGUUUUUCUCGGCAGUAGUCCGAAAAUGUAGGGAUUGUAUUCCUCUGAGAUUAUGGAAUUUUGCGUCUCCAUAUUAUUGUAAGGUCCUGUGGCUGUGAUUUUCUGGUAUUUAUUGACAUUGAUUUUGAAUGAAAGCAUGAUCGUUCUAGGUUUAA